Molecule: messenger RNA, 3043 nt
Organism: Punica granatum (pomegranate)
Lineage: Eukaryota; Viridiplantae; Streptophyta; Magnoliopsida; Myrtales; Lythraceae
Source: RefSeq, a predicted model, not a curated record
CGAUUCCUUUGAUCAAUAGCGCUAUGGCUUCCAAAGCUGCAGAGCUGCCAUUCCCAAACCGCGUCCCCAAAACUCCUGCAGCAAGCUAUGGCGGUCGGAUUCUUUUGGAAGAUUUCAGUGAUAAGGCCAGAAAAAACAGGCGGAGAUCACUGAGCUCUGUCUCAGGAUACCUCGAGAACCCGUCUCGAGAGUAUUCACUGAGCUUGGAGCAAUUGCAUAGGUCUUCUUCCCUCUCGAGGCUAGCAGAAACACCAGAAGGAAAGGAGAGAAACAGAAGCAGAGGAUGGACCAUUCCUUGGAGGUGGUCAAGAAUGCGAAAGGCCUACAGGAGAAAGAUGGGCAAAGCGGCGAGGAGACGGUCCUCCGACCAAUUUAACCAGAGAUUUUUGGAAUCCAGUUUGGCUGUGGAGCCGACAUUCUCAUCAGAGAAUCUUUCAAGGGAAGAGAUAGGUAUGGUGAUCAAAGACAGAAUCUCUGUCUCGGGCUCUAUUGACUCCUCCCUGACAGGAAUUGGUGGUCAUGAUGGUGAGGAUACUAAUAGUGGCACUAGCCUCAGUCUCAAGUAUCAGCCUAAAGUCUUCGAAGACAUUGUGGGACACGAAAUAAUUGUGAAGGCGAUAGCCACUGCUAUUCAGAGGAAAAGGAUUUCGAGUCUCUACCUGUUCCAUGGUCCUAGUGGGACAGGGAAGUCUUCGACAGCAAGAAUUCUGGCCAUGGCACUCAACUGUGAAUCUAAUUCACCCACUAGGCCAUGCUGGAGUUGCAGGGGUUGCUCUCGAAGCCUCUGUGUCAUGGAGAUGUGCUCAGGGAGCAGAUUUCCAGGGUUUGAAAAAGCAAAAACGCUCAUACAAAGUACUUCAUUCACACAAGCAUUACCAGGUCUGAAAGUUUUUAUCCUCGAAGAAUGUCAUCUAUUGACCGUGGAAGCUUGGGAUGAACUGUUGAGCAUAGCAGAGGGGCCGAAUGGGUCCACCAUAGUAUUCGUCCUCAUAACAAUGGGGGCAGAGGGGCUGCCUUCAUCAAUAUCAUCGAGGUGUCAGAAAUAUUGCUUCCUAAAGCUUAGAGAUGAAGAUAUCAAACGUAAGCUAACCCGAAUUGCUAUUGGGGAAGGAAUAAGACUCGAGAGAGAAGCUCUGGAACUGAUAAUUGCGAAAGCAGAAGGGUCUUUGACAGAAGCAGAAAAUAUAUUAGAUCAAUUGACCUUACUGGAUAGAAGAAUCACUACCUCGAUGGUUCAACAAAUUGUGGGUACUUUUGGAGAACUUUCUUCUUUCUUCUUCUCUCCAUUUAAGUGCUCAUUCAUUGACAGAGUAGUUCUCAUGUCUCUGCAGGUACACCUGAUUCCAAGAGAAAACCUCAAUCACUUGCUCAUAGCGGCACUUUCAGGGGACACUAUGAAGACCAUCCAACUCACCGCGGAGCUUAUUGGAUCAGGUGCUGAACCACAAGCUCUGACGUCCCAGUUGGCAUCUCUUAUCAAAGAUCACCUAUCAACAGCCGCUAUUACCACCCCUGGAUCAUCAUCAACUGCAUCAGGUAAAGCCAAAGUACAGCUAAGAAGUAUUUCACAGCAAAUUUACGUAAGUGUGCUCAUCCUUAUGUGUCAUUUUUACAACAACGUAAUCUCAGAAAAAUUUGCAGUAAAAGGUCACCCGGAGAAACUGUGCUAUGCUUUGAAAGUACUUGUUGAACUAGAGAAGCAACCAAGAUCAUUCAUUGACCAGAGUACACAAAUAUUUGCUGCCCUUCUACAAAUUGCUUCACCAGAUGCCCCUCAAAGAACAUCGCGCAGAAACUAUAUAGCGAAAGACAUGCCAUUACCCACAGUUGAAGGUGAUGAAGUCAAUUCAGAAUCACUAGAAGUAAAACAGCAGAGUAUAACCCAUAAAAGGUUCUCUUUUCACCAUAGUCACAAAACCUCAAAGGAAGAGAAUAAUAACUACAAAGUGACGAUGAUGACUGAAGAAAGCAACAAACUAAGAGGUAAAGCAACUGAGAGAGGGCCUGAAUCAAGCUGCAUUGCUAACAUAGAACAGAUCUGGCUAAAUAUGGUGGAUAGUAUUCAGAACAGGGACAUUAAAGAGUUCCUCAGUCACCAAGUAAACCUUGCAUCGUUGACGAUAUCUAGUGGCAAUGCUAUUGUUCACCUAAUGUUCAGAACCCCUGAGGACAAGAUGAAAGCACAGUUAUCUGAGGAAAGCAUAUCUAGGGCUCUACAAAGUGCUAUUGGUUGCCCUGUCACAGUAAAUAUGAGCAUCCAACCUAUUGACUUGACACUUAUUGAACAAGAUGCAGAUUCUAUUCCAAAAAGGCACCCAGCAGAAUGCAGUCAUUCAAGAAAACAACGAGCACCGGUCCACCAAAACAAUAUUCAUAGUACCACUUCUGGAGUCGGACGGAUGACACACCUCAAAGGAUGUCAAGUACCUUCUCCUCAGUCAGGCCCGACAGAACUUGCUGGGUACAACUCCCUGAGAGGAGAACGGAAACCAUUUGUUUCAGCUCAAGAGAAACUCUCUAUUUCUGAGCUCGCAUCAUCGGAAAAACAAGUGGACAUCUCAGCAUAUCAGGAGACAAAUGGUCUACCACCAUCAGCCAGAACCCAUGCUUUGAGAAUAAAAAAUCCUAAACAUAGAUGGCUGUCAUUAUCCUCCAUUCCACAGAGUGAUGCAAGUGUUGAAGCUUACAGCCAGGAUAUACUAUUUGAACAUGCAAACAAGGAUAGGGAGAACAAAGCAAGAAGAGAUCCCAAACUCCAGAAACACUUUUCUAAGGUUCAAGAAGAGCAUCACCCCCAAGUUGAUCCUAGAACAGAGGGACGUGAUCGCUCUUGGAGUUGCAAGGACAUCUUGUGUCAGCAGAAAAGAAAAGGAAAACAACGUUAAGCCUCAUGUCAGGUUUAGAUGCAUCUCUACAAAAAACGGAACUACAAAAGAGAGCAAUUUCCAUUGACAUUGCAAAUCUUGUCGAAGAGAAUAAAUCUUGUAUUUACGGUUUACUGAUGAAUACCAAAUAAGAAAGCAGGUCCACUCCAUUAUGAAGA